AUGGCUUCGCCCGACAUGGAAAAACAUUCGCAGGGUGCGGCCUAUCCCUGGGUCCUCGAGCAUCUGCUGGCCUACCCUGGCACAUAUGAAAUCCCCUUGAGAACGAUGUACACCCUUAAUGCCACAACUCAGAAUCAGCCUCAAUCACCCCCGCUACCGUCUAAAGCAGUACCUGGCAAUGCCUUUCCACGGAAAGUUUCCGAUGCCGCCGAAGAGCAACAGAACAUGACGACCAUGACUGCUGCGGCGCAGUUGCGGGCAAACCUGAUGGCUCACAUCUCCCAGCAACCUUCUCAGCCAACCUCUCUUCCCCCCAGCUUCAUUACCAGUUUCGUUCGUCGAUGCUUCCCGCCGGAACUCGAUCAAGUCGACUUUCCGCAAGCUCUGACGGCCAUGGACUACCUCAAGGACUUGGAGGUCCGACGGAGGCGAGAAGUGGUUGCGGCAUUUGAUAAGCUAGGAAUUGACCAAGAAGACAUCAGCCACCGGGACAAAUUGGCGCGCAAGUAUCCGGGCGUACUCAGGUGGGUCAUGGAUAUCGAGGAGAAGGAGCGCAAGGUUGAAGCUCUUUACACCCAAGUAUACAUUGGUCUGAGACGAUGGACCCUCAUCAACGAGCUCUCCUUGACUCCCUUCAACAAAGCAAACUGCAUUGCCAUGCUCAACACUCUCUACCCUCCCGUGGGACUCCAGAACAAGCACUUCGUCCAACCAACAGCUCAGUUGACUUCUCAGGUCCUGGCAUCGCAGAGCGCCAUGUUCUUCAAAUACAUCACGGCCGUCGAACAGAAAGGCACAGCAGUCCUCGGCACGUUGAUGGAUCAGAACAAGCAACCUGGAGAUGCCACCGGAUGGACUCAUCUCCGGACCACCGUGGACAACUACCUUCGCAUGGCAAACAGUGUGAUUGAUGAGUGCUACGACAUCACCGGACGUGGGUGCCAGUCUCCCACCGCUGCCUCCUUCUCCUCGAUUGAUCUGGAGGAUGAAGGACGACGUAAGGUUGACUCUGGUAUCUCAUUUACUUCCACCAGCUCGUCGAACCGCAACUCAGGUCAGAGUCACGUCACCAGACCGAGCACGAGCAGCAGCUUCAGCACUGGAAGUCGCAACCAUAGCCGUCAGGUAUCCAAAGACAAGGAACUACCCGAGAAGCCCUUACCGCCGCCAAAGGAUGACGACCCAACGGUGACUCAGAAGCCAGGAGGAUCUACAAUGGAACGCAUCGCUCGCGAACUUCGAAAGAUCAAAAGUCGCAAGGAUAUCAAAGACGACGCCCGACCCCGGACUGCUGCGGUACAGCCAGUUGGCGCGACAUCGCCAACAACGGAGCAAUACCCUGCGGCUCCCUCUAGGGAUCGUGGGUUGAGCUUCAAACGCAGCUUGAGGCGAAUGAGGUCGAAUUCUGGUUUCACCGAGAACACCACCAUUCGCCCCCUCAGCCGCAACAACGAACCUACUAUUCAAGAAGUGCCCGCCUUCGAUGCGGAUGAAAUGAAGAGAAGAAGACAAGACUGGGAGAGCCAGCAGACGGUGAGGAAUCAGGCCUCACAUGCGAACAUGAAUGUAUGA
Messenger RNA from Exophiala spinifera, 1572 nucleotides. RefSeq lists its product as uncharacterized. The transcript has a single exon. Lineage: Eukaryota; Fungi; Ascomycota; Eurotiomycetes; Chaetothyriales; Herpotrichiellaceae. Bases 1 to 1572 code for a protein of 523 amino acids. The record is from RefSeq and is a predicted model, not a curated record.